AUGGCAAAACCCUUAGAUCACAUCAAAAGACCGAUGAACGCCUUCAUGGUUUGGUCCAGAGGCCAGAGGAGAAAGAUGGCCCAGGAAAACCCAAAGAUGCACAACUCUGAGAUCAGCAAGAGGCUCGGCGCGGAGUGGAAGCUGCUCUCCGACCUAGAGAAACGUCCGUACAUCGACGAGGCCAAGAGGCUGCGGGCUCAGCACAUGAAGGAACACCCGGACUACAAGUACCGACCCCGGAGAAAACCCAAGAGCCUCCUGAAGAGGGACCGAUUCCUUUUCCCCCUGCCCUCUUUGCUCGGAGACGCAGCAGAGCAGUUGAAGGGAUUUUCCAUGGAGUCCUUUCUUGUCCCCGGGGAUAAAGCCAGAGCUCUUCUGGUUCCCUCCUCUUCAUCCUCCUCUUCAUCAUUCUCCCUGUUGGAACCGGUGGCGCAGUUCAGCAGCGGAGCUGUCCCGCACACUCUGGCUGCCGGCGCUCUGCCCUUCAGCGCGCACACCUUUGGAUAUCAGACUGGGGGAAUUGGGGGUCUGGCUUGCCCCGGACAGCACACCCACACUCACACCCAUCCGUCCCCCUCUGGCCCGGGAUAUGUGGUUCCGUGUAACUGUAGCGCCUGGUCUAGCCCCAGUUUACAGCCUCAGGUAGCGUAUAUUCUCUUCCCUGGAGGGAUGACCAAGAGCGGCAUUGAUUCGUACUCCUCAGCCGGCUCCAGCGUGUGACAGGCGGGACACACUUGGAAAGGCGUUGAAAAGUUUGCAUACAGACCUUCGACAUUUACAAUGCCAAAGACCUGGGCUAAAUAAAGUGUAACGGGUAUCAGAGACUAUGUGUUUGAAAAUAUAUUUAAUACAGCUCAAAAUGAAAAGAUGUUGCGUUUUUUCUUAGCCUACU
This is a messenger RNA of Labrus bergylta (ballan wrasse), 892 nucleotides long. The record is from RefSeq and is a predicted model, not a curated record. NCBI's taxonomy places the organism in Eukaryota, Metazoa, Chordata, Actinopteri, Labriformes, Labridae.